Messenger RNA from Zootoca vivipara (common lizard), 9012 nucleotides. The record is from RefSeq and is a predicted model, not a curated record. Lineage: Eukaryota; Metazoa; Chordata; Lepidosauria; Squamata; Lacertidae.
UGAGAAGGAAGUUGGGAAAGGCUAUGUUGCAUUAGCCUAUUGGUGUUAGCUUCUGUCUUUCCUACUUUUCCCUGUUAAAGUUGUUUGCUUCGGGUUUUUUCCUUUAAAAAACCCUCAGAAUCCUUCUAUCCCCGCUUUACUCAAAUCUCUGCCAUUGUUUAAAACAAUAGAAUAGAAAUUGAAAUACAUUAUUGUCACUGUACCACUUGUUUAAAGUGAGAUUAGAUGACCCCCCCCCCACAAUCUCUCAGUCCUUGUUAUACUCUGUAUGCUGUCAUACGAUUUCCCUCUCAGUGUUUCUUUACCCCCUGCUUUACUUAAACAUAUGCCAUUACGGUAUUUGAGCACAGCGAGAAAGGUGAGACACUGAAAGGAAAACAAUGGCUGUUUUUCUCAUAUACAGAUUUUGAUGUUGAAUAUUUUUCAGUUAUUUCCUGUAUGUUAGGAAUUUUCCAAAUAUUUGAUACAGUAUAUGUAAUAUUCCACGAUCCGCAGUUCACAAAAAAAAGGUUGCAAUUAUGACUCAAAAUUUAAUUCCUUCUUGUCCUUCUGCUGGCAGGUGAAGACUUUCUUAUCCUACAGGCUUUUGGGAAUGAACUGCUUUUAAUGAAAGAGCUGGCGCUAUGCUGUUUUACUGGUUUAUGGUUAAAAAUCUUUUGUUAAUAGAUUUUUUAUAUAUUUAAUUUUAUCAAUGUCCCGUUGUUUUUUAAUGAUUGUUUUACUAUGUUUUUAGCAGUUCUUGUUUUUAUCUGUAAGCCACCUCAAGUCGCCAUGUGAAAAUGUGGGGUAUUUAUUUAUUUAUUUAUUUAUUAUCACCAGCAGCAAGCUGAAAGCCAUAUGUUUUUGUUUUAAACUGUGAGAGUGGUGUAAUAUGCAAUUCUUGCAUUUAGAUUUGUUUGGGGAUUAAGUGGUUUAUUUGUUAUGCCUGACCUGUCUGAGGAUCAAAGGGGAGGUAAAAUUCAAUGAAUAUGUGGUGGUUGUCAUACAGGCAUUGUUUGUAUCUGAGAAUUAGGACACUACUUUAGGGAUUGCAAAUCACAAUGGUGAAAGUCAGAAACUUGCUUUGGCUGGCAGUUUCAAGGCAUAAUCUGGGAGAAAAAGGAUGAGCAAAUCAAGGUGUGACCUCAGGUUACAAAGGGAACAUAGCUAAAAUUUUGGCUUUUCAUGGGUAUGUAGUGCUAUCUUUGAAUUGUUUCAAAACUAUUUUCUCUCAUUUUAGUUGACACUGACCAAAAAGGUCUUUCCCAGGGCUUUUUCCAGCCAGAACUUGCCGCCCUCAGGAACGUGCCAUUGCCAUUAUAAGAGAACAAGGCACCUUUUUUCUAGAAAAAUAGCACUGGUCAAAGGAUUAAGGAACACAAAAGUAAGAUAGUGGAUUGUGAAGAACUGAGCUGCAACAGGGAAGGAAGAAAAAUGUGGAGUGUGGGUCAAAUUUGAUCAACUAUGUAAUAUACAGCCAUGCAUCUUGUUUUUCCUUAAAUAAUUACAAGAAUGGGAAAACAUUCUUCCUGGGAAAGCACCGUGAUUAUCUGUCACUCCCACACCAUGAUCGGUCCUGGGAUAGCUCAGUUGAUAGAGCAUGAGACUCUUAAUCUCAAAGUCAUGGGAUCAAGAUGGGCAAAAGAUUGGGGGGUUGGACUAGAUGAGCCACAGGCUCCCUUCCAACCAUAUGAUUCUAUGAAAACUGAGAUUAGCCCUCCGAGUUUGGCUAGGAAUUUUAGGGAAAGAGUCUUUCACAAGGCUCUUAGCUGUGCGUGCAUGAUACAGAGUGUGUGUCUCUAUUCUGAUCAUGGUGGAAAUGAAAAAGGAUCCCUUCAUGUGCUCUGCCUUCUCAGUAAGUACUAGGCUCCCCCAUGGCUGUAAUUAUUUAAGAAGAAAAAAGAUAGUUAGCAACAUGCUAUGUUAUUUAGCAAAUGUCUAGCCUGUGUAUGUCUCCUAGCCUUAUAAACUGUGUUUUUGCAACUAGAUGCUUGCUGGAGCAGCCAAAAUGAGAGUACGUACCCCUAUACAUUUUUAAAGGGAAAAAAGCACUGAUUUAAUCUACUGUAUAACAGUCCAGUAUUUCACAGUUAACAUUCAAUGGUGCUUAACAUAUAUAUUUGGUGUCUGGCAAGCAACUGUAUUCAGUAUCUGACAGCACAUGACAGAUUAUACACAGUGGUGUUUAUUUGAUGAUGUUUGAUAGCUCACAGCUUGCAAAAUUUUAUAUUUGAUGCUUGCCAAACAACGAGCAUAUCUGACUAAAGUACUGACAUUUCAAUACUUCAGAUGAAAUUGAAUUUUCCUAAUCCAAAUUUGAAAAAAGUAAAAUUGGAAAAUUUAGCAAAUUUCAAAUUGCUACAAAUAUUUAUUUCAUCUUCACUAUGCACUCACCAGCCUUCUCCUCUUCUCCCCUUACCAGUUAAAACAUAUUUACUGCCAUUCAUUCUAUCAUAAACAUAUGGGUUUCCUUUGAGCAAUACGUCGCACUCCCACUGCACCCUAACAGCAUCAGAUGCAUAUAUUUCUCUCCUCUACCAGAACACAAAGUUGGUAUCAGGAUCAGACCACAAUAUAUAGGCUGCCACCCACUCUUCCCUCCUCUUGUCAAAUUAUUUUUAGAUUGAUUCAUGGAGCUGAAAGGUCUAAUUAUAUCUGUUCGUGUCAAAUAUGAAUGGAAAUCUUGCUGGGAGUUAAGACUGCCAAAAAGGUUUUGACCGAAGAAAGAAGAGGAGGCUGCUGUGUAUGCAAAUCACUCCCUAUAUAAGUAGUCUUGGGACCAGCCUCUCAUGUCCUUGCACCAACAGCUUAAAGGUAAGAGUGUGAGAAGCUCGAGUUUAAAAGGAAUAGAAUCUCACCCUGAAUUCUUCACAUCCCAGUACAUUCCUGCUGCAUUUGACACUUCUGAGCACAGAUAGCCUGUGUCAAUAGGGAUUUAAAAUCUGCCCAUCAGCUGCUACUCUAUAAUUUAUUACUGGACCUUUGAUAAAGGAUCUAUCAUUUUUAUUUUACAGUAUUGGGCAGCUCAACCCUGCUUUACAGUCCACCUGAUACCACACAAGUUUUUUGUUUGCUGAGCUGCGUGCUAUAAACCGCAGACAUGUCUUCAGACGCGGAGAUGGCCAUCUUCGGGCCAGCUGCCCCCUAUCUCCGAAAGCCAGAAAAAGAGAGAAUUGAGGCCCAGAACAAGCCCUUUGAUGCAAAGAAUUCAGUCUUUGUGACAGAUAAAAAGGAGUCUUAUGUGAAGGCCUCUGUCACAGCCAGGGAAGCAGGGAAGGUCACAGUCAAGACAGAAAAAGGAGAAUCUGUAACAGUCAAGGAAGAUCAAGUCUUUUCUAUGAAUCCUCCCAAAUAUGACAAAAUUGAGGACAUGGCCAUGAUGACCCACCUCCAUGAACCUGCUGUCCUGUAUAACCUCAAAGAGCGUUAUGCAGCCUGGAUGAUCUAUACCUAUUCAGGUCUCUUCUGCGUCACUGUCAAUCCAUACAAGUGGCUACCAGUGUACAACCCAGAAGUGGUAAAUGCCUACAGAGGCAAAAAGCGUCAAGAGGCCCCUCCCCACAUCUUCUCCAUCUCUGACAAUGCCUAUCAGUUCAUGUUAACUGAUCGUGAGAAUCAGUCGAUCCUGAUCACUGGAGAAUCUGGUGCUGGAAAGACUGUGAACACAAAACGUGUCAUCCAGUACUUUGCAACAAUUGCAGCCACAGGUGACAAGAAAAAGGAUGAGCCAGUCGCACAAGGCAAAAUGCAUGGUACCCUUGAAGAUCAAAUCAUCAGUGCCAACCCCUUGCUGGAGGCUUUUGGAAACGCAAAGACUGUGAGGAAUGACAACUCCUCACGUUUUGGUAAAUUCAUCAGAAUCCAUUUUGGUGCCACGGGCAAACUGGCUUCUGCUGACAUUGAGACAUAUCUGCUAGAGAAGUCCAGAGUUACGUUCCAGCUGAAAGCUGAAAGAAGCUACCACAUCUUUUAUCAGAUCAUGUCCAACAAGAAGCCAGAACUGAUUGAGAUGCUUCUGAUUACUACCAACCCAUAUGACUUUCACUUUGUGAGCCAGGGUGAGAUCACUGUUGCCAGCAUAGAUGAUCAAGAAGAGUUGAUGGCUACAGAUAGUGCCAUUGACAUAUUGGGCUUCAAUUCUGAGGAAAAGACAGCCAUUUACAAGCUAACUGGAGCUGUAAUGCACUAUGGGAACAUGAAGUUCAAGCAGAAGCAACGUGAGGAGCAGGCUGAGCCAGAUGGCACUGAAGUUGCUGACAAGGCUGCGUACCUCAUGAAUCUCAAUUCAGCAGAUCUGCUGAAAGCUCUGUGCUACCCCCGAGUCAAAGUUGGCAAUGAGUUUGUCACCAAAGGCCAAACGGUCCAGCAGGUGUACAACAAUGUUGGUGCUCUGGCUAAGGCUGUCUUUGAGAAGAUGUUCUUGUGGAUGGUCAUUCGUAUCAACCAGCAGCUGGAUACCAAGCAGUCUAGGCAGCACUUCAUAGGAGUGUUGGACAUUGCUGGCUUUGAGAUCUUUGAUUACAACAGCCUGGAGCAGCUCUGCAUCAACUUCACCAAUGAGAAACUGCAACAGUUUUUCAACCAUCACAUGUUUGUGCUGGAGCAAGAGGAGUACAAGAAAGAAGGAAUCGAUUGGGAGUUCAUUGACUUUGGGAUGGACCUGGCUGCCUGCAUUGAACUCAUUGAGAAGCCAAUGGGCAUUUUCUCCAUCCUAGAAGAAGAGUGCAUGUUCCCCAAGGCAACAGACACAUCUUUCAAGAACAAGCUCUAUGAACAGCAUCUCGGCAAGUGCAAGAACUUUGAAAAGCCCAAACCUGGCAAAGGCAAGGCUGAGGCCCACUUCGCCCUGGUCCAUUAUGCUGGCACUGUGGACUACAACAUCAGUGGGUGGCUGGACAAGAACAAGGACCCCUUGAAUGAAAGUGUAAUUCAGCUCUACCAGAAAUCAUCUAUGAAGACACUGGCUUUGCUAUUUGCUGACCGCCCUGCAGAAGAGGGCGCCAAGAAAGGUGGCAAGAAGAAGGGUUCCUCUUUCCAGACUGUAUCUGCUCUCUUUAGGGAGAAUUUAAACAAGCUGAUGAGCAAUUUGAAGAGUACCCACCCUCAUUUUGUGCGCUGUCUCAUUCCCAAUGAAACUAAAACACCUGGUGCCAUGGAGCAUGAACUUGUAUUGCAUCAACUGAGGUGUAAUGGAGUGCUGGAAGGUAUCAGAAUUUGCAGAAAGGGAUUCCCUAGCAGGAUCAUUUACGGUGAUUUUAAACAGAGAUACAGGAUAUUGAAUGCAAGUGCCGUCCCAGAGGGACAGUUCAUGGAUAGCAAGAAAGCUUCUGAGAAGCUUCUCGGUUCUAUCGAUAUUGACCAUACCCAAUAUAAAUUUGGGCACACAAAGGUGUUCUUCAAAGCUGGCCUUUUGGGUACUCUAGAGGAGAUGAGAGAUGAUAAGUUGGCACAGCUGAUUACACGCACCCAAGCUGUUUGCCGUGGUUACCUGAUGAGAGUGGAGUUCAAGAAAAUGAUGGAAAGGAGAGAGUCUGUCUUCACUAUUCAGUACAAUGUCCGCUCAUUCAUGAACGUGAAGACCUGGGCUUGGAUGAAGUUGUACUUUAAGAUCAAACCUCUGCUGAAGAGUGCUGAGUCAGAGAAGGAGAUGGCCAACAUGAAAGAAGAGUUUGAGAAAACUAAAGAAGACCUUGCCAAAUCAGAGGCCAAACGGAAGGAGCUGGAAGAAAAAAUGGUGUCUCUGAUGCAAGAGAAGAAUGACUUACAGCUCCAAGUCCAAUCUGAAUCUGAUGGCUUGGCAGAUGCUGAGGAGAGAUGUGACCAGCUGAUCAAAACCAAAAUUCAGCUGGAAGCUAAAAUUAAGGAGCUGACUGAACGGGCAGAGGAUGAAGAGGAAAUGAAUGCUGAGCUGACAGCCAAAAAGAGAAAACUGGAAGAUGAAUGCUCAGAGCUGAAGAAAGACAUUGAUGAUCUUGAGUUAACACUGGCCAAGGUGGAAAAGGAGAAGCAUGCCACAGAAAACAAGGUGAAAAAUCUCACUGAAGAGAUGGCAGUCUUGGAUGAGAACAUUGCCAAAUUGACCAAGGAAAAGAAAGCCCUCCAAGAAGCCCAUCAACAGACCUUGGAUGACCUGCAGGCAGAGGAGGACAAAGUCAAUACUCUGAGCAAAGCAAAGACCAAGUUGGAGCAGCAAGUGGACGAUCUUGAAGGGUCCCUGGAGCAAGAAAAGAAACUUCGCAUGGACCUGGAAAGAUCCAAGAGGAAGCUUGAAGGUGAUCUGAAGCUGGCCCAGGAAUCCACAAUGGAUUUGGAGAAUGAUAAGCAGCAGCUGGAUGAAAAGCUUAAGAAGAAAGACUUUGAAAUCAGCCAGCUACAAAGCAAAAUUGAAGAUGAGCAGGCCUUGGGCUCCCAGCUUCAGAAGAAGAUAAAGGAGUUACAGGCCCGUAUUGAGGAACUGGAGGAGGAGAUUGAGGCUGAGCGUGCAUCUCGGGCCAAAGCAGAGAAGCAGCGGUCUGAUCUCUCCAGAGAACUUGAAGAGAUCAGUGAGCGUCUGGAGGAAGCUGGUGGGGCAACCGCAGCUCAGAUUGAGAUGAACAAGAAACGUGAGGCAGAAUUCCAGAAAAUGCGCAGGGACCUUGAAGAGGCCACUCUGCAACAUGAAGCCACAUCAGCUGCUCUCCGCAAGAAGCAUGCAGACAGUGCAGCUGAACUUGGGGAACAAAUUGAUAACCUGCAGCGUGUGAAACAGAAGCUAGAGAAGGAGAAGAGUGAGCUGAAGAUGGAGAUUGAUGACCUUGCCAGUAAUAUGGAAUCUGUCUCUAAAUCUAAGUCAACUCUUGAGAAAUUAUCCCGCUCCUUGGAAGAUCAGCUGAGUGAGGUUAAAGCAAAGGAGGAAGAGCACCAGCGCACAAUUAAUGACCUGACUGCUCAAAGAGCACGUCUGCAGACAGAAGGAGGUGAAUUUGCUCGCCAAGUAGAAGAAAAAGAUGCUUUGAUUUCCCAACUUUCAAGAGGCAAGCAAGGCUUUACUCAACAGGUUGAAGAACUGAAGAGGCAACUUGAAGAAGAAACAAAGGCUAAGAAUGCAUUGGCCCAUGCCUUGCAAUCUGCUCGUCACGACUGUGACUUGCUCAGGGAACAAUUUGAAGAGGAACAGGAAGCAAAGGCUGAGCUGCAACGUGCCAUGUCCAAGGCAAACAGUGAGGUUGCCCAAUGGAGAACCAAAUACGAGACUGAUGCAAUCCAGCGCACUGAAGAACUAGAAGAGGCCAAGAAAAAGCUUGCCCAGCGCCUGCAGGAUGCUGAAGAGCACGUAGAAGCUGUGAACUCCAAAUGUGCUUCCCUUGAGAAGACAAAGCAAAGGCUACAGAAUGAAGUGGAGGACCUAAUGAUUGAUGUGGAAAGGUCCAAUUCAGCCUGUGCAGCUCUAGAUAAGAAGCAGAAGAACUUUGAUAAGAUUUUAGCAGACUGGAAACAGAAAUUUGAAGAAGCCCAGUCUGAACUGGAAGCUUCCCAGAAGGAAUCUCGCUCUCUCAGCACAGAGCUCUUUAAGAUGAAGAAUGCUUAUGAGGAAUCCUUGGAUCACUUGGAAACCUUGAAGCGUGAGAACAAGAAUCUCCAACAGGAGAUUUCUGAUCUCACGGAACAGAUCGCUGAGGGAGGAAAGGCUAUCCAUGAAUUGGAGAAAGUGAAGAAGCAGAUUGAGCAAGAGAAAUCUGAACUGCAGGCUUCUCUAGAGGAAGCUGAGGCCUCACUGGAACAUGAAGAAGGCAAAAUCCUCCGCAUCCAACUUGAGCUCAACCAAGUGAAGUCUGACAUUGACAGGAGAAUUGCAGAGAAAGAUGAAGAAAUCGAUCAGCUGAAGAGGAAUCACCUGAGAGUUGUGGAGUCCAUGCAGAGCACACUAGAUGCUGAAGUCAGGAGCCGGAAUGAUGCCCUGAGAGUAAAGAAGAAGAUGGAGGGAGAUCUGAAUGAAAUGGAAAUCCAGCUGAGCCAUGCCAACCGCCAAGCUGCUGAGGCAUUAAAGAACCUCAGGAACACACAAGGGCAGCUUAAGGAUACACAACUGCACUUGGAUGAUGCUGUUCGGAGCCAGGAAGAUCUGAAGGAGCAGGUGGCUAUGGUUGAGCGCAGAGCUAAUCUUAUGCAGGCUGAGAUUGAGGAGCUCCGUGCAGCUCUGGAACAGACAGAGAGAGGCAGGAAAGUGGCUGAACAGGAGCUUCUGGAUGCCAGUGAGCGUGUGCAACUUCUUCACACACAGAAUACCAGCUUGAUCAACACCAAGAAGAAGCUGGAAACAGACAUUGCACAAAUCCAAGGUGAAGUGGAAGAGACUAUUCAAGAAGCCCGCAAUGCAGAAGACAAGGCCAAGAAGGCCAUCACUGAUGCAGCCAUGAUGGCUGAGGAACUCAAGAAGGAACAGGACACCAGUGCCCACCUGGAGAGGAUGAAGAAGAACUUGGAGCAGACCGUAAAGGACCUGCAACACCGUCUUGAUGAGGCAGAACAGCUGGCAAUGAAGGGUGGCAAGAAGCAGCUCCAGAAACUGGAGCACAGAGUACGUGAGCUGGAAGCUGAAGUUGAGAACGAGCAGAAGCGUGGUGCUGAUGCUAUCAAGGGUGUGCGCAAAUAUGAGAGACGUGUCAAGGAGCUGACCUACCAGUCUGAGGAAGAUCGGAAGAAUGUUCUGAGGCUUCAGGAUCUGGUGGACAAACUGCAAAUGAAAGUGAAAGCUUAUAAGAGACAAUCUGAAGAAGCUGAGGAACAAUCCAACCUCAACCUUUCCAAAUUCCGCAAGAUUCAGCAUGAGCUGGAAGAAGCUGAAGAGAGGGCUGACAUUGCAGAGUCACAGGUCAACAAACUGCGGGUGAAAACCCGUGAUGCUGGAAAGGCAGUCAAAAGCGAAGAAUAAGCAUGUAUAGAAACUUCAAGGUGAUUGAAGAAACACACAAAAUGUGAAGCUCUUCAUCACUUUGAUGUGUAAUUAUUGUUUGUUCUGUCCUCAGUGUCUAGGAAAUAAAGACUGUAGAAACC